Messenger RNA from Balearica regulorum gibbericeps (East African grey crowned-crane), 846 nucleotides. NCBI's taxonomy places the organism in Eukaryota, Metazoa, Chordata, Aves, Gruiformes, Gruidae. The record is from RefSeq and is a predicted model, not a curated record.
CAGAUGGGCUCCGGCCCGGAGGGGGAAGAGAUGUUUCGCAGCCUGAAGCCCUUGCUCAUUAGCAUCCUGACAGACAGCACGGCCAGCCCCAGCGCCCGGCAGAGCUGUGCUAUGGCCCUGGGCGUGUGUUGCUACAUUGCUGCUGCUGACCUGGAGGAUCUGGUCUCAUGCCUGUCCUGCUUGGAGACUGUCUUCAGCCCCUCCAGCACAGGCGAGGGGGGCUCGGCACCCGCCCAGCACGGCCCUCUGCACUGCAGCGCGCUCCAGUCGUGGUCCCUGCUCCUCACCAUCUGCCCCCCUUCCCACAUCAAGAGUGUCUUGGACAACGCUGUCGUAGCGAUGGCAGCGGUGGGCAGUGCCCAGAGCUGCGUCCCCUCCAAACCUGCCCUGUUUUUUUGGCAGGAGGACUUGUGCCACCAAGAUACAGAGUUCCUGCGAGCCCAGCUCAAGGUCCUGGCUACCGAGAGCAAUAAGUACCGAGCCAAGACAGACCGACGGAAGCAGCGCUCCAUCUUCCGCGACAUCCUGCGUUUCAUCGAGAGCGGGGAGUACCAGGAGGAGACCAUCCGAUUUGGCCUGGAGUGCAUGUACCUGGACAGCUGGGCACGCCAACGGACCUACCAAGUCUUUAAAGAGGUUCUGGGCUCCGGCAUCUGCCACCACCUCCAGAACAACGAGCUGCUACGGGAGAUCUUUGGCCUUGGGCCCCCCUUGGUGCUGGAUGCGGCCGCUCUGAACGGCAGCCNNNCUUCUCUCCCCUCCUAGCACCUCUACAACUCAGCUGCCUUCAAAGCCCGCACGAAAGCCCGGAGCCGGGUGCGGGACAAGCGGGCAGACGUGCUGUGA